AUGACGGCGGAAAGAUCACUGACAGCUGUACCCUCACACUCCCACCAAUAUGAGCUCCGUGAUUGGACGUAUCACGGACGCCAUUCUCCAAUGAGCUACCACUGUGGGAUAUUUAAAGUAUGUAAUUGCAGCAUGUAUUUACCAAUUGAUAAAGCCGAACUACACAGGCGAAACGCGUCUUGGACCAAGCACUAUCACUUGAGUAUAUUGAUUUUAUUGUUUUAA
Messenger RNA from Pelobates cultripes (western spadefoot toad), 225 nucleotides. The record is from the annotation of a GenBank genome assembly. NCBI's taxonomy places the organism in Eukaryota, Metazoa, Chordata, Amphibia, Anura, Pelobatidae.